AUGACAAAAAAUCUUGAAACUGUUCAAACUUUUAAAAUACUUGUUGUUGGAGAUUCAAAUGUUGGAAAAAGUUCAUUAAUGACUCGAUUUGUUCAUGGUGUAUUUCAUAGUCAAUAUACUGCAACAAUUGGCGUGGAUUUUCAAAUAGGAAUUGUUAAUAUCAAUGGAUAUAAAUGUCGAUUACAAAUAUGGGACACCGCUGGACAAGAACGUUUCCGUUCUAUUACAAGUAGUUAUUAUCGUGGUGCCGAUGGGAUAAUUAUUGUCUAUGAUGUUACAAAUAAAGCAAGUUUUACUCAAGUAAAAGAUCAAAUAACUGAAAUGGAAUCUUAUUGUGAGAAAACUGUUCCAAGAAUUCUAGUUGGUAAUAAAAAUGAUAAUGAUAAUAAAACAAAUAAAGUUAUUUCAACUGAUGAUGCAUUAGAAUAUGCUAAAGAAAGUAAUCUACUAUUUUAUGAAGUAUCUGUUAAAGAUAAUAAGAAUAUAACAGAAUUAUUCAAUGAGAUGACGAAACUUGUACUUAAACAACGUCUUGAAGAACUCGAACCGAUACAAAAUAAUAAUAUUACAACUACACGUAUUGACCCAAAACAAACAACAGAGAAUAUUAACAAGAAAAAGUGUUGUCCGACAUAA
Adineta steineri is the source of this 636-nucleotide messenger RNA. Lineage: Eukaryota; Metazoa; Rotifera; Eurotatoria; Adinetida; Adinetidae. The record is from the annotation of a GenBank genome assembly.